AUGGCUGAACCACCUGAUUUCUUCGUGCCACCUGGUCAGGUUAUCACCGUCAAGCUUAUCAACACCGUUAAUUUUGGACCAGCACAACUAAAUCGAUUCAUGGGACCUCCAGUUCCUGGGAUGGAGACUCAUCCAAGCAAUCCUUCAUUUUCAUUUCUACUAGAGCAUUCAUCUGGUCGAAAACUCAUUUUCGAUUUAGGAAUCCGAAAGGAUUACCAGAAUUAUGCUCCAAAGAUUGCACAGUACAUCCCCACAACAAAAUACAGUAUUAAAGUGACAAAGAAUGUGGUUGAUGUCCUUGAGGAAAGUGGGGUCCCAGGUGAACAGAUAGAGGCAGUUAUAUGGAGUCACUGGCAUUGGGAUCAUAUUGGAGACCCAUCGACGUUCCCUUCUACUACGGAUUUGAUAGUUGGGCCAGGCUUUAAGGAAGCCAUGUUGCCUGCUGCACCUACAGAUCCAGACUCUCCUCUAAGUGAGGAUUCAUUCAAAGGACGAAAUAUAAGGGAGAUUGCUUUUCAAGGGCCGAAUCGCAUAAAAAUAGGGAGAUUCGACGCACUAGACUAUUUUGGUGAUGGGUCCUUUUACCUACUUGAUAGCCCUGGACAUGCUAUCGGUCACCUAUGUGGUUUAGCUAGAACGACCGUGAACCCAGACACUUUCGUCCUGUUGGGUGGAGAUGUUUGUCACUAUGGUGGACUAUUUCGGCCAUCCAAGUAUCUGCCAGUACCUCAAUAUAUUCACCCGCACCCCUGUCAUCCACAUAGUGAUACAGCUUUCUGCCCUGGCGAGGCAUUCGAGGAGCUUCAGAUUUCGCGUGGUCGCUCUAUUACAGACCCGAUUUUUACCCCGACCUUUGGACAUGAUAUAUCUCAAAUCAUUGAAACAGUUGGAAAGUUACAAGAGAUGGACUGUAGAGAUGAUGUGUUUGUGAUCAUUGCACAUGAUGCGACGGUGAGAGAUGCUGUUGAUCAUUUCCCUCUCAGUCUUAAUGCUUGGAAGGAAAAAGGAUGGGGAAAAGAUCUCCGAUGGGCAUUUUUAAGAGAUGCAAAGGCUUAUUGGGAGUCUAAGGGAGUGAUCUGA
This is a messenger RNA of Penicillium malachiteum, 1080 nucleotides long. RefSeq names its product MBL fold metallo-hydrolase. The record is from RefSeq and is a predicted model, not a curated record. The transcript is spliced from 3 exons. Lineage: Eukaryota; Fungi; Ascomycota; Eurotiomycetes; Eurotiales; Aspergillaceae. Bases 1 to 1080 code for a protein of 359 amino acids.